Messenger RNA from Vigna unguiculata (cowpea), 1697 nucleotides. RefSeq names its product putative UDP-rhamnose:rhamnosyltransferase 1 pseudogene. The record is from RefSeq and is a predicted model, not a curated record. Lineage: Eukaryota; Viridiplantae; Streptophyta; Magnoliopsida; Fabales; Fabaceae.
AGGAACGUGUGCGACAUUUGUGGUCCAAAAGGUUGGCACUAAUGUGGGAAACUACAAGAGAUACACUACUCAAUUUUCUACAUAUCGGACAAUAAAUAACCAUUCAUGAUAAAGAAGACACAUGUUCAUGCUUAAACACAAGCAUAUCCAUGGCGGAGCAGAACGAGAAGCUUCACAUUGUGGUGUUUCCAUGGCUGGCAUUUGGUCACAUAGGCCCAUUUUUUGAGCUUGCAAAACUCAUAGCUCAAAAGGGUCACAAAAUUUCUUUCGUUUCCACACCUAGAAAUAUCCAUCGCCUACCCAAAGUGCCUGAAAACUUGCAACCUUUGGUGGAUCUCAUACAACUGUCACUGCCCCGUGUUGACAAGCUCCCAGAAAAUGCAGAGGCCACAGUGGACAUUCCUCACCACCUCAUUCCACACCUCAAGCAGGCUUUUGAUGGUCUUCAACAACCUUUGACCAUGUUUCUUGAGAGAUGCAAACCCCAUUGGAUAAUAUACGACUUUGCACCCUAUUGGUUGCCUCCAAUAUGUUCUCAGCUAGGAAUCCCCUGCAUCUCAUUCUCUAUUUUUUCUGCAUUUAUUCUGCAUUCUACUUUAACAUUUAUGAGAACAAAAACAAGUGAGUAUCUGAGGGACAAACAUAUUGAACAUUUUGAGAGAAAUGAAUCGGGGGUUUCAGACGUGUUUCGAACCCAAAUAACUUUUGAUGCUGCUCAAGUUAUUGCUUCAAGAAGCUGCAUGGAGAUGGAAGGUGAGACUCUCAACUUGUGUAAAAGUGCAUAUAGUAAGCCAAUGAUACCAAUUGGGUUAUUGCCACUUUCACUAAAGUUCAGUGAAGACAGCAAUGAUGAAAACUGGGAUACCAUCUUUAAUUGGUUAGAAAAACAGGAAAAAGGGUCAGUGGUUUAUGUAGCCUUUGGAAGUGAAGUGACACUAAGUGAUGAAGAAUUUACUGAAAUUACAAAGGGAAUAGAAAUGUCUGGUUUUCCAUUUUUCUGGGUUCUAAAGAAGCAAAACACCUCUAACGUUGAGUUGCAGGAUCUGGUUGUGAAUAACUCAGGAAAGGGAUUGGUGUGGAGAACAUGGGCACCACAGAUGAGGAUUUUAGCACACAGGUCUGUUGGGGGGUUUCUGACUCACUGUGGUUGGAGUUCAGUGAUUGAGGGUCUUCAAGUUGGGUGUCCACUUGUUAUGUUGCCCUUCCAAUAUGAUCAAUUUACAGUUGCUAGGCUUAUGGAGGAGAAAAGGGUAGGGAUCAAAGUACAGAGAAGUGAGAAUGAUGAGAAAUUCAGCAGGGAAUCAUUGGCCAAUGCAUUGAAAGCAGUGAUGUUGGAAAAAACUUACAAAAGUGAAGCAGAAGAGAUGAGUAAGAUAGUUGGGGACAAAGAACUGCACCAAAAGUAUAUAGAUGAGUUUGUUGAAUAUAUGGAAAUCCAUAAACCUGUCUUAAAGGAUUAGCCUUUCUCACAUUCUGUUAUAUCAGACAAAAUAAGUCGCUUUAUGCUGGACAAUCACUUGUUGUAUGAAACAAGUGGUUUGGUGUUGUGUUUUUCUUGUCAUAUGUGUUGUGGUUUAUUAUUUGUAAUUGAUGCAUGUCUUAAGGUUGUUUGUUAUUUAUUAUUAUUGUAAUUGAUGCAUAAGGUUUAAGGAUAUUUGUGUAUGAUUUCCACAAUAAACAUUUUGGAGUGAAGUUGA